Messenger RNA from Nylanderia fulva, 1765 nucleotides. RefSeq names its product Dynein axonemal assembly factor 3 (gene Dnaaf3). NCBI's taxonomy places the organism in Eukaryota, Metazoa, Arthropoda, Insecta, Hymenoptera, Formicidae. The record is from RefSeq and is a predicted model, not a curated record. Gene Ontology annotation, biological process: motile cilium assembly; axonemal dynein complex assembly.
AUUCAGCGAUAUCAUCUCUUAAUUCAAAUGAGGAUUCUCUUCAUUUGUACUGUUUGUGAUGUUGUCAUGGAAAUAACAAAUCUCAUAUAUAUAUAUAGGGACUAUACUUGAUGAAUAGAAACCUUUGCAAUCGUAUAUAACGAUUCUAAAGUACAUUUCAUCAAAAUCAGUGUAUAAAUCUCUAAAAAUAUAACAUGUGGUGGGGCUAUAGCCAUCCGCUAGAUCUACAAACUGAGGUGACUAAGAGAGAAGACCAAACUUCAGACAAUCUUGAAGUAUUGAUUGUAGGUGCUGGCGAUGCACGACACAUCAUGAGGACAUUAGCAUCAUCUUACUUACAUCCUGAUCGAAAUAUCACAUAUCACGUUAUUGAACCGACUUUGGAACAAGUUGCUAGGUCGAUACUUUUAAUGAGCAUUUGUUUAGAAAAAAAUCUAGGAUUGCAGGAGGCAACGCGAUACUAUCUGGAGAUUUUAGGAAAUACCCUCUUGAGACCGGCUACAGCUAAAUAUUUAGCAAAAUGUACUAAACAACUGAUUGAUAUUCCAUCUCAAACUGUUGACUGUCCAUGGUUAUCAUUGGAAAAAUUUAAACAUAAAGAUAGAGACAAUUUAGAAUGCAUUUUUAAAUUUUGGACGCGUGCAACAUGCGAAGGAGUCCCUAUAAUAAACUAUUGGGAUCACAGAAUUAGAAAAUCUCUGAAGACGCGAUACGAUUGCAAAGAAGGUGUCUUUGAGUGGGAUUAUUAUAUGGUUUUAAAGUCCAGAUGUAUUAAUAAUCUUACGAUACAAGAAUAUAAAUUUUGGAGAAAUAAUGGAGUAGCAUUUACAUGGCUCGAAGGUGAACCAGCCAGAAGUAAUUCGACUCUAAUAAAUAACAUAAUACAAUAUGGAUCUGGUUUUGUACAUUAUGCAUAUUUAGGAGACAUUGUAAAUGGUCCCUAUUUUACUUGGGCUGCCAUCGAAAAAAAAGAGGACAAAAAAUUUAGGGCGACUGAUAUUGCGGAACGUGAAAUAAUGCGUGCAAUUCAUGAGAUAAAAGCUAGAGAACCAUUGUGCGAAGAUUAUGUGGGCGCUCAUAGAGAUGCCUCUAUUUUAAAUGGUGUUAUAAUAAAUGAGAUGCCAGACAUCGAAAUAGAAAACGAAUCAUGGACUAAUAUUGGAGAUAAAUCAAAUAAAGAAAAAAUUUCUUGGGUGGAAAUACCAAAUCACAAAAUAAUCUUUCAUCCGGUAACAUCGUUGGAGUUCUACAAAUCUAAAAGCGAAUACGUAAAUAGAUUUCAUCUGAUUUGGGUAGCGCACAAUAUGACAAAGCAGUUGGAAAAUUUGAUACCAUUGGCGUCAACAGGUGCACUGAUAAUUGUGGAAUCGCGUAAAUAUAUAGCAGAUCUGCGCAAAGAGGAUUUGAAGAACUUUACCGAAGAACUGAAAGAGCUUGCACAAAAAAAUGGACUUCGUUUACUCCACGACUUUGAUUCCAAUGAGCAUGUUUUUGCUCGUUUCUGCAAAAAUUAAGAAAUUAAGCGAAAUGAGCUUAAUAUUUAUUGUAAAUAUAUAUAUAUAUUUCAAGUUUUUAGUUGAGCAAAAAUAAAGGAACUCUAAUCGAUAAAGUUAAAGAAAUGCGGAUAUAUUUGAAAAAGAAUAUUAAUUUUAGAUUGAAUUGGCAAACUAUAAAGAUUUUUGCUGGUAUUAGGAUAGUUUAAUCUAAUAAUAAGUUUCUCUCGAUGCGAUAAACACAGAUUACUUUUAUCAUAUUAUUUAUGAAU